Messenger RNA from Biomphalaria glabrata, 1668 nucleotides. RefSeq names its product WASH complex subunit 3-like. The transcript has 9 exons. Gene Ontology annotation, cellular component: WASH complex. The coding region runs from base 334 to 948 and encodes 204 amino acids. NCBI's taxonomy places the organism in Eukaryota, Metazoa, Mollusca, Gastropoda, Planorbidae. Gene Ontology annotation, biological process: actin filament polymerization; exocytosis. The record is from RefSeq and is a predicted model, not a curated record.
AGUGACAAAUGUCAGUUCAUUUGAUUUAGAUCUAGGUCAAUAAAAAAAUACCUUUUAUUUAACUUUGUCUGAAUAAUCUACCGAAUAUCUAGAUCUAGAGUUUAUGUAUUCUAAUUCUUAAUAUGCCAAUGUACUUGAUACAUGAUGAUAGACAGAGGAGAAAACGCCUACUUCCGAAAAUUUGUUUACAAAACAUCCAGACGACCAGUUACUGAAUUAGCCUGGUCAAGUGGUCAAGCUGGUAACUCAGGAGCAAGUGGCAACUAAACACAGUUUGCAAGGCCUUUUAUAAACUACAUAAGGGGAAUCACUCCUAACUAUACAAAAACCAUCAUGGACAAUGAUGGGUUACCUCUUGUUGGUCCUGGCAUAGAUUACACUAAGGUGGAAGCCAUUAGCCAGAAAAGGACCAUUGCAUUUAUCAAUCAUUUCAUAACACACACAGCACGUUUUUUAAAUCGUUUUGGUAAUGUAUGUGAAGAAAAAUUGGAACAUCUCCAUGGGAGACUUCAGCAGCUGGAAAUCUCACUUAGUAUCUUGGAAGCCAAGCUUUCCUCAAUACCAGGACUUGAAACAGUAACAGUUUCACAAUCAACUUCUGCUACUCCAGCUGCACAGCCUUCUACAGAGAUCACAGCACCAACUCCAGCUGCUCCUGUUCCAUCAGCCGUUAUUGCUAAUCCCCAAUCGGAUGCUCCACCACCUCCGCCACCUGAAGAAACAAAACCUACAAAUACAGUCUCUCAAGAUCCAAGAUACAUGAAAUUUUUUAAAAUGCUGCAAUUUGGAGUUCCUCCUCCAGCCGUGAAAGGUAAAAUGGCUAUGGAAGGUUUAAACCCAGAUUUAUUAGACACCCCAGAUGCCCCUGCACCAGCAGGUGGAGCCCCAACCAAUGGGGAUGCAAGUGAUCAAGAAGAGUCAGAUAGUGAUGCUAGCUUUAGUGAUUAAACACCAAGUUCUUGUUAGGGAGUUCAAACCCUACAGCUGGACAUUAGGUGUCUUAUCCAUCUGGACAUUAGGUGUCUUAUCCAUGAAGAAACAAUUUGUGUGACUGUAUUUUGUAUAAACAGAAUGAACCAGAUUAUAUCUUCAUCUUAGUAGAACAUUGAAUUUGGUUUUUUAUUAUAUGACAUUUGUUGAUUUAAAAAAAAAAAAAAUAUUAAAAAAACAAAAAGAACAAAAGUUUGGCCAAUUUUCUCCCAGUAUUUCUGUUGUAUAAAUGAUCUCUAAUGCUCCAUCAGUAGUCUCAUCAGGUAUGCUUCAACCAUCAAUUUUCCUUAAGCAAUCCUAUGAUUGUUCUGUCUUUUGUUUUUAUGACCCAUCAAUUUUCUUCCACUUGGUUUUUAUGGUUAUCAUCUGUCAUGAUUUUGAAAGUCAUGUCACUCACAAACUCCAAGUGUCAAAGAGUCUGCUACUACUUUCUAAGGCAUUUCUUUGAAGACAGUGAGCUAGAGUAUUGUAUAAAUACUUGAGAGUUGAUACUCAGAUAUUUCACUUUGUUUAUCUUGUAUGUGCAUCCCUAAUGUUUUAUUGCAAUAUUUGACAUAUGUAUAUGAUGAUUGUAAGUAUAUUGUGAUAAAGUGUUUAUGUACAGUUGUUAUAAAAUGUACAUGACUAAAAUAUGUGAAUGUAAACUUUAUAAAGAGAACUAAAUGAUUUGAACUCAAA